GCUGCGACGUGCCACUCACUCUCGCUCCGACUGCUGAGCUGUAAGCAUCGCAGAGCAAUAAAUACUUCUCUACUACUUAACCUAUCGUGUCAGUGUCUUUGUCUCUCUCUCUCUACCUCUUCACCUGCACGCGGUACGAAGCAACCCCUUCUGACCAGCAAUCAGCCGUCAACCUGGCGACGGCCAAUGCUUCAAGCUUGAGACGCGUUUACAAAUCGUAUACUUGUACGACAGUCGAGGACGACGGUCGAUUGUGCAAAUUGUGCGGUAUACUUGGAGCAGGUUUGAAGCGCCAAUAUAGAAAUGGCUAAUCCACACGUCAACGUGAAUGGUGGUCGACUCAAAGGUUUUACCAUACGAGAUUUUGAGGGAAAAAAUUAUUACGCUUUUAGGGGAAUACCGUACGCCAAGCCACCUCUUGGUGAACUCAGAUUCAAGGACCCAGUACCAGCUGAAAAAUGGAUUGGUACCCGAGACGCUUUAAAUUUCGGUCCAAUGGCGGUUCAUUUUGACAUCUUCAAAAAAGCCAUCGUUGGCUCAGACGAUUGCCUCUAUAUAAAUGUCUACACAAAUGCCAUCGAUGACUCUGAAUUACGACCAGUUUUGGUAUGGAUUCAUGGAGGUGAUUUCAUUUUUGGAUCGGGUGAGGACGAUUUUUACGGAGCAGAUUAUUUCAUGAGGAAAGAUGUGGUCCUCGUAACGUUCAAUUACAGACUCGGAGUCCUAGGUUUUUUGAAUUUGGAGGAUGAAAUUGCACCGGGUAAUCAGGGGUUGAAGGACCAAGUAAUGGCUCUCGAGUGGGUGCGAGACAACAUCUCGAAUUUUGGCGGAGACCCCGAUAAUGUAACAAUUUUCGGCGAAAGCGCUGGUGGAGCUUCUGUGCAUUAUUUGACUCUCUCACCUUUGGCCAGAGGUCUGUUCCACAAGGCCAUUUCUCAGAGUGGAGUGGUACUGAAUCCUUGGGCAGCGGUACCCGAAAAUCCGAAAAGCUACGCCUACAAAUUGUGCAAAAUGUUGGGCAAAGAAACCAAAAAUUCCAAGGAGAUCGUCGAAUUUUUACGCACCAUACCCUACACCGAACUGAUGAUAGCACAACAGAAAAUGGCCGAGGCAAAUCUAGAUGAUAAUCUGCUCAAUCCGUUUGGACCUGGCAUUGACGCGAAAUCAUCCAAGCCUUUUCUGCCGAUCGAACGCGAGAUAGCCGCAAAACAGGGAGCUCACGUACCGUACAUGAUUGGCCAUAACGAUCGCGAAGGAACCAUGUUAUUGAAAAUGUUUGGAGCUCAUGCUUAUGAGAAUAUCAAUAAGAAAUUUGAAAAAACCUUGCACCCAUUUACUCGGCGCACAUUCGAACAUUUAUAUAAUUUAACGCCACUGGAGCUGAAACAAAUAUACUUCCAUGGCGAAGAAGUAUCCAAAGGAAAAGAGGCCAAUUUCAUAAAAUUUGUCAGCGACAUGAAUUUCAUUCAUGGUAUUCACCAAGUCAUUAAGGCUCAAGUCGAAAGCAACUCCUCAUCAACGUACAUGUACGUUUUCACUUACGACGAGGAAUAUUCUUACGUUCGUUCGCUAUGUAAUACGGAUGAACCAGGUGCUUCACACAUGGAUGAGCUCCGUUAUCUAUUUAAUGCUAGGCCUACGGAAAUUUUUAAAAUAAAAGCCAUCGAGAAAUCGACAGUUUCGUAUAAAAUGAUGGAGACGAUGAUAGAAUUGUGGACUAACUUUGCCAAAACUGGGUAUGAAAAUAACUCAAAUGUCAAAAAGGAGUCAACUUUAUACAAUCAAGAAUGUACAUUUUUCAGAAAACCAACUAAAAUGCCUAACGAUUUGAUAUCACUGCAUUGGUUACCAGUGACAAAUGGAAAAGUUUUACGUUAUUUGAACAUUGGUAAAAAUUUGCGAAUGGAAAAAAUGCUCAAUAUAGAAGAGAAAUUUAAUUAGAAUCUGAUUCCAAUGAUUCAAUGUUUUAAAGUGAUUUUUUUCUAAUUUUACUUAUCAUGUAUAAUAUAUAAAUAAAGGGAAUAUGAAGAAAUA
Messenger RNA from Trichogramma pretiosum, 2034 nucleotides. RefSeq names its product esterase FE4-like. Bases 304 to 1941 code for a protein of 545 amino acids. Lineage: Eukaryota; Metazoa; Arthropoda; Insecta; Hymenoptera; Trichogrammatidae. The record is from RefSeq and is a predicted model, not a curated record. The transcript has 7 exons.